This is a messenger RNA of Phodopus roborovskii (desert hamster), 2532 nucleotides long. It is a transcript of the gene Ndor1, whose product is annotated as NADPH dependent diflavin oxidoreductase 1. The record is from RefSeq and is a predicted model, not a curated record. Gene Ontology annotation, cellular component: cytosol. Lineage: Eukaryota; Metazoa; Chordata; Mammalia; Rodentia; Cricetidae. Bases 47 to 1840 code for a protein of 597 amino acids. The transcript is spliced from 14 exons. Gene Ontology annotation, molecular function: FMN binding; flavin adenine dinucleotide binding; NADPH-hemoprotein reductase activity.
AAGGGGAAGUUAGUGGUGUGUAGGGUUCUGUCCGGCGUGUGUAGUAAUGCAGGUUCCGCAGCUACUUGUGCUUUUCGGCAGCCAGACUGGCACAGCCCAGGAUGAAGCGGAGAGGCUGGGUCGCGAGGCCCGGCGCCGGCGGCUAGGUUGCCGUGUGCAGGCGCUGGACUCUUACGCGGUGGCGAAUCUCAUUAGGGAGCCCCUGGUGGUAUUUGUUUGUGCGACCACAGGCCAAGGAGACCCUCCUGACAACAUGAAGAACUUCUGGAGGUUCAUAUUUCGGAAGAGCCUGCUGCCCACCUCCCUUUGUCAGAUGGAUUUUGCUGUCCUAGGCCUCGGGGACUCCUCAUAUGCCAAGUUCAACUUCGUGGCCAAGAAGCUACAUCGUAGGCUGCUGCAGCUAGGAGGCAGUGCCCUCCUGCCACCAUGUCUAGGUGAUGACCAGCAUGAGCUGGGUCCUGAUGCUGCCAUUGACCCCUGGUUGGGAGACCUCUGGAAGAAGAUAAUGGGACUGUACCCAGUGCCCCUUGACUUUCCUGAGAUCCCUCUUGGAGUCCCCUUGCCCUCCAAGUUCAUAUUCCAGUUUCUUCAGGAAGUCCCCAGCGUAGGAACUGAGGAGCAAAACAUAGCCUGCUCAGCUCCUCAGAGACCCCCAUCCGAGUUACAGCCCUUCCUGGCACCUGUGGUCACCAACCAGAGGGUCACUGGCCCCCAACAUUUUCAGGAUGUUCGACUGAUUGAGUUUGACAUUACAGACUCAAGUAUCAGUUUCACUGCUGGUGAUGUCGUAUUAAUUAUGCCCUCUAACUCGGAGACGCACGCCCAACAGUUCUGCCAAUUGCUGUGCCUGGACCCCAAUCAGUUUUUCAAGCUGAAGGCGAGGGAGCCAGGUGUCCCUUACCCACCAGGACUGCCUGAGCCCUGCACUGUGUGGCAUCUUGUGUCACAGUAUUUGGACAUUGCCAGUGUGCCCCGCCGUUCCUUCUUUGAGCUCUUGGCUUGUCUUUCCCCACAUGGGCUGGAACGGGAGAAGCUGCUGGAAUUCAGCUCUGCCAGAGGUCAGGAAGAGCUCUGGGAUUACUGUAAUCGGCCCCGCAGGACCAUCUUGGAGGUGCUAUGUGACUUUCCACACACGGCGGCUGCUAUUCCUGCAGACUACCUAUUGGACCUUAUCCCUCAGAUCCGCCCUCGGGCCUUCUCCAUCGCCUCCUCCCUGCUGGCUCAUCCCAGGAGGCUACAGAUCCUUGUGGCUGUGGUAGAGUACCAGACUCGUCUCAAGGAGCCCCGCCGUGGCCUCUGUUCUUCCUGGCUAGCAUCCCUGAAUCCUAAGCAAGGACUUGUCCGGGUGCCUCUAUGGGUGCGGCCUGGGAGCCUAAGGUUCCCAGAGACAUCAGACACACCCAUUAUCAUGGUGGGGCCUGGAACUGGUGUGGCCCCCUUCCGAGCAGCCAUUCAAGAGCGAGUGGCCCAUGGUCAAACUGGAAACUACUUGUUCUUUGGAUGCCGCCAGCGGGAUCAGGACUUCUACUGGCAAACUGAGUGGCAGGAACUAGAGAAGAAGGGCUGCCUGACCCUGGUUACAGCCUUCUCCCGAGAGCAGGAGCAGAAAGUAUAUGUGCAGCACCGGCUCCGAGAGCUAGGGCCGCUCGUCUGGGAGCUGCUGGAUCGCCAAGGUGCCUAUUUCUACCUGGCAGGCAAUGCUAAGUAUAUGCCUGCGGACGUUGCGGAAGCCCUGACAUCCAUUUUUCAAGAAGAAGGACAACUCUCCAAUGCAGACGCAGCUGCCUACCUUGCCAGGCUCCAGCAGACACUGCACUUCCAGACUGAGACCUGGGCCUGAGGAGCCACUUGCUAGCUCACAGCCACACUAACAGCUGCACUGGAAAACCUACUAGAGUCUGGAGGGCCCAUUGUCACCUCCUGCCCUUCUCUGAUCCCAGAACACUGGGUAGAUUCAUGGUGUGGCUUCUUGGCUCCAGCUGAUUAGGAGAGCACUCCCUGAAUUCAGCCAAACUCAGUGGAGCCCAGUGUCCCUCCCACACUUAAUCCCAACCCCUGCGCAACCUACACUCCUGGUUUUCUCUCUGACCCCACAUCUGCAUUAUGGUCCAUUCCACCAGGGGGUUCUGUGAGGGCUGCAUCACCUGUCUGCCCUGGUGCUGUUUCCAUUCAUCCCACAGCACCUGUGGGAGACCCUGGGGCUAAGUCUCCUGAGCACUGAAAAUGAAAAUCAGUCUGUCUGCAGGUCCUUAAACAUCUCCAGUAAACUGCCUAGGCAACUACUCACUUCUGCCUUUUUGCUUCUCCUAGCUUUGAGGGUGGCAGGUGGGACAUGGAUUAUCUGCAUCUGCUAGUGGUGGCCAAAGAUCCUUCCAGAGUAUGUGCACAGGCUGUGUACGUGUGAGUCCUUGUCAGAUACUUAUGUUUGAGUCACACAGCAUUUCGGAUAUGUAAGUUCCUGUUGGUGUCCCCUUUGUUCUUAGAGGGCAGGUCUUGGCUCUGUCUGAUCAUAAACCUUAACAGCUCAGCCAA